CCGCGAGCCACAAGAUAUUGCUGCGAUCGUGAGAACACACCUAUAAACCGCAUUAUGUUUUAACAAAUUAAUCGCAAGGUAGCAUCCAGAAAAAGACUAAUUGGGAUAUCUGCCUAAUCUAUAUAAAUGUUUUGUUAAUAGCCAGAGCAUAUAGUUGGCAAGUGAAAUUUGCAAUUAAAUCAACUUCGAUAUGAGCUUGGAAAUGCACGUCAGUCACAUCUUUACUGCGACCUUGGGGGCAUGUACAAAUAUGUAGAACAUCGCUAAACGCUUCUCCAAUCCUCGUUGCCAUUUGUAAUGUAUCCCAAGGUGGAUCUUGGAUGCUGCUGCAGUGCUGCUUUGAAACCAGGCUGUCCCUGGCUGAAUGUACUUGGCAAUAGUUCUGCGAAGAAGAGUGCACCCGACGAGUAAAUCAUCCGUCGUGCGUGCAGCAUCUGGAGAUGACAACGAAGAGAAAACUUAUUGGCCGCCUGGUGCCCUGCCGAUGUUUUCGGGGUGAAGAAGAAGUCAUCUCAGUACUGGAUUAUUCCCAUUGCAGCCUUCAACAUGUACCAAAGGAGAUAUUCAAUUUUGAACGAUCUUUGGAGGAACUUUACUUGGAUGCAAAUCAGAUAGAAGAGCUCCCAAAACAAUUGUUCAACUGCCAAGCACUCCGCAAACUAAGUAUUCCAGACAAUGAUCUUUCUAAUCUGCCCACCAACAUUGCCAGCUUGGUGAACCUACGAGAAUUAGACAUCAGCAAAAAUGGUGUCCAAGAUUUUCCAGAAACCAUUAAAUGCUGUAAAUACUUAGCGGUCAUUGAAGCCAGUGUUAAUCCCAUUUCCAAACUUCCAGAUGGAUUCACCCAACUGUUGAAUUUAAUGCAGCUCUACUUAAAUGAUGCAUUUCUGGAAUUUCUUCCAGCUAAUUUUGGAAGACUUACCAAGUUGCGCAUUCUGGAGCUAAGAGAAAAUCAUCUGAAAACUCUACCAAAGUCAAUGCACAGACUGACACAAAUAGAUCGAUUGGACCUAGGGAGUAAUGAAUUUAUGGAACUGCCGGAUGUUCUGGAACAACUACAAAGUCUGAAGGAGCUGUGGAUGGACAACAACUCAAUACACUCAUUACCUGGGCCACUUGCGAAGUUAAAACGUCUAACCUACUUGGAUAUGUCGAAGAACAGAAUAGAAGCUAUUGAGUCAGAUAUUUCUGGAUGUGAAGGCCUUGAGGACCUCCUGCUUUCAUCCAAUAUGUUGCAGCAGCUGCCUGACUCCAUAGGAUUAUUGAAAAAACUAACAACAUUGAAAUUGGAUGACAAUCAGCUAAACAUUUUGCCUAACACAAUUGGAGGUCUUUCUGUCUUGGAGGAGUUUGACUGUAGUUGUAACGAACUCGAAUCACUUCCUCACACGAUUGGAUACUUGCACAGCCUCCGAACCUUCGCAGUUGAUGAAAACUUCCUUGUAGAGUUGCCCAGAGAGAUUGGAAGUUGUAAAAAUGUGACAGUCAUGUCGUUACGGACAAACAAACUGGAGCGGUUGCCUGAAGAGAUUGGACAGAUGCAAAAACUGAAAGUGUUAAAUUUAAGCGAUAACAGGUUGAAGAAUUUGCCAUUCAGUUUUACUAAACUUAAAGAACUGGCAGCAUUGUGGCUAUCUGAUAACCAGUCCAAGGCUCUAAUCCCUCUGCAAACAGAGUCUCAUCCAGAAACAAAGCAGAGAGUGUUGACAAACUAUAUGUUUCCUCAGCAGCCACGUAACGAUGAAGUAGAUUUCCCUUCUGACAGUGAUAGCUUCAACCCAACCUUGUGGGAAGAACAAAGACAACAACGUAUGCAGGUUGCUUUUGAGUUUGAAGAGAAGAAGGACGAAGAGGAUGCUUCUGGCAACAUCAAGGCUGAAAUAAACCUUAAACGCUAUCCUACCCCUUACCCAGAAGAUCUGAAAAAUAUGGUGAAAUCUGUUCAGCACUUGGUAGGAAAACGCAAUCAUGAAGGGUCGACUGAAAAUUCAACAGGUGUCACAAGUAUAGAACAUUCUAUAAAAGAAAAAUAUGAACAUAAAUGGCCUGGAUCAACAAAGGAAGCUACACUUGAGAGAUCCUUAGGCGACUCACCAAAUGAUCUGAGAAUGGGAGAACUGCGACCUGCACUUACAGAAACUCCACUAUUCAAGCCCAAAGUUGUCCUGAUAGGUAAAGAGAAGAAAGAAUCAACAGAUGAAUCAGAAGGUGACAGAAUCAACAAUAGUGGUUCUUCAGGCUCCUACUCAGAUUACUCACCUUCCCAAGCAUCUUCAGGUUCUUCUGCAGCACCCAUUAAAGUCAACACAUUGCAGACAGCAGUGAAAGAUGGUGUAGCUGCAUCCUCUUGGGGAAACAGCAGGUUAACACAGACAUUUCAACAAAACAUUGAAGCAAAACCUUUACUCGGUCAGAGGGAAAUGGCAUCAACAGCAAGUCUACAACAACGUGCUGAAAGGCGCCCGGUUAAUGACGCAUUUUCUGAUAAGUGGAAUGACAACUCACAUUAUGAUAAUACUGGUUUUGUCUCAGAAGAAAGCACUUCAAUUUUAGAAAAUCCUAGUGCCAACCCUUUAAUAAGCACAAUAUCAAGGAGCACAUCCGCCCAGGGGCGUAGGCCGUUAAUGAGACAGGACAGAAUUAUUGGCGUUCCAUUGGAUUUGGAACAUGGCAUGCACAGUGUCAGAAAUACACAAGAAAAUGAAACUGCCACUCCCUGGCAAAACUGGACUAGAACACCAAGUCCAUUUGAGGAUAGAACUGCAUUUCCAUCAAAGUUGGAGACCACUCCUUUCAGCAGUCCUAUUCCUGAUAGAAAAGAUUUGGAACAUUCUACACGUGGAAUUACUGAAUUUUCCCGCACAUUUUCAUCGGGUUCUCCAUGGAGUUUUCUCAAUUCUAGAGAAUCUAAUUUAAGUAGAGGCCAUAUGGACAAAUUCACACAUACUUGCAGACCUGAGUCUGCCAAGAGUGCUAUUGUUAUCAGUAAAAGUACUGAACGACUUGCACCAAUGAUGAGAUCGGUUAAAGCAGGCCAGUUUACGAAAUCCCAAAGCAUUGAUGAAAUUGACAUUGGGGCCUUCAAGAUUUACAAUAUACCACUGGACUGUUAUGGUUCCAGCGCAGAAAAUCCCUGUAGCAUUGAUAUACCAGACCAAAUGCCAGCCCACGAACUAGGCAUGUCACGCAGCCUUUCUGCUCCAAUGUUGGAUGAAGAUUUAUCAGAAACAUAUGGAAGCAUAAAGAUCUCUCAUAAAGUUCCAACCUCAAAGAAAGUGUAUCAUUUUGACCAAAGUUUCAAUCCUCAAGGUGCCGUAAAUCUUAAACCUGAGAGACGAGUAACCACUUCUUUUACACAUAAUGUUGACUAUGGUGUCCAGCAAAACAAGAAUGUUUCAAAAGAUAUCAUUAAUCCACGCUCCUUCAGAGGCUACGAACCCAUGGAACACAUGUAUUCAUUCUCACAGCCCUCAGUAAAUGAUGAACCAGUAAAUCCUCAGUUUGCAACUCAAGGCGAUAGAGUUGGAUUCUUAAGAAGGGGUGACUCCCUGGCAACCUCCACAGAAAUGGCAUUGCAUCGAAGGGUUAAUGAAGCUCCUGAGAUACCUCAAAGUGACAGAUAUGUCAGGACUCAUUACAGAGGAGUUUUAGAACAUCAGAACAGCGCAUCAUUAGUUGAGUCACAAUAUCUCAAAAGGAAUGGAAGAUAUGAUGAAGAUUAUUCAACAUUCCAAGACUUGAAAAAUCAGGGUAGAACUUUUCAAGAUAAACCUUUGACUCAGAGGAGGCCAUUAUCUGCAAGAAGCUACAGUACUGAAAGCUAUGGGUUUUCCCAAACCAGACCAGUUUCAGCAAGGCCUACCAUGGCAGCUUUGUUAGAGAAGUUACCUUCAGAUUAUAACAUCGCUAGCUACAGUGAAAAGCCUUCAGAGAGCAAUGAUGUAAGGAUCAGGUCUUCACAGAAAGGCGAUGAGAGUGGCAAAAUACCUCUAGAUUGGAGACAACAACUGCUCAGGCAUAUAGAAGCGAAAAGGUUAGAUAGGACACCGUCACAACAAAGCAAUGUUCAUGACAGUGAACUGGAAGAUAUAUCUCCAACUAGUCAGUGGAGUUCGUAUGCAUUGGGAAGGAGGGAUGUGCCACCAGAGAACAUGAUUAAAAAGCUUCCUGAAUCUUUGCCUAAUGGGCUGAAUUACCCACAGGCAGGUAGCCACCCUCAUCAAGGGCAGAGUGCACUUGGGUCUUCAUCACAAAGCCUACAGCAUCGAUCCAGGGAACAGCAAUAUGAAGGAGCUGUGUCGAAGGUGACGCUUCAGCAGUAUCAAAAGCCUUUGCAGAUUGCCAUUUCAUCAACGCAGAACCUUCCCACUGCUCGAGCAGCUCAACCCAGCAGAUGUCUAACGAGCGUUAAAGCACAAAAAAGUACAGAAAGUUACCAGGAGCAGUUUUGCGUCAGAAUAGAGAAGAACCCUGGUCUUGGCUUCAGUAUAAGUGGAGGAAUAAGUGGACAAGGGAAUCCAUUCAAGCCAUCUGAUAUGGUUGAUGCCAGCUAUCAAAGGAUGAGCAGAAGUCAGCUACAGAUGGUAAAGGGAAAUGGUGGCAUCUUUGUUACUAGAGUGCAACCUGAUGGACCAGCAUCCAACCUAUUACAGCCCGGAGACAAGAUCCUCAAGGCCAACGGGCAUAAUUUUAUACACAUGGAACAUGACAAGGCAGUUUCGCUUCUUAAGAGUUUCCAGAAUACAGUGGAUCUGAUAAUCCAGCGUGAGGUUUAAUUGAUUUUUCUGUAGAAAAAUGUUUAACCAAUAAGAUUAAAAUUCUUUACUGCAGCUUCCUGUGUGAGGAACGCCAGGCAAUUUUUUCCAAUUUUUUUUGCCAAUUGCUGGACCAAUGGCGACACUUGUGCCAAACUUAUUACUAAGAUACUUAUCAACCAGUAUUACAAUGUUUAAUAUUUUAUCUUCACAAAUGAAUAAUUUAUGAAAUUGAUGUUUAUGUGGUGAUUUUUCAGCCAGUCAGAGGCUGUGAAAUGGCAGGUCAUUCGGUGCAAAUGUUUCUAUAUAUUUAUUACAUAUAUCGUUCAUUUUUGGAGUAGAUUUUUUUUGUCAAGUAUCAGAGCACCAAAAGCAUAUACAUGUCUUUAGGAAUUGCACCACCAUUAACACUGCCUCAAAAUUGUACAUGUCCUUUUUUGUAUAAAGCAAAAAUGCAUCAACGAAUGCAUCAACAAAUGCAAAUGAACUGAGAAAUUUAAAGCUAUUUUCUUAUCAAUAAUUGAAAAAGAAUUUGGAUGUGGAGGGUUCAGCAAAUGAUGUUAUCUGUUCCAUAAAAAAAAU
Amblyraja radiata (thorny skate) is the source of this 5336-nucleotide messenger RNA. It is a transcript of the gene lrrc7, whose product is annotated as leucine rich repeat containing 7. Gene Ontology annotation, cellular component: adherens junction; postsynaptic density; postsynaptic membrane. Lineage: Eukaryota; Metazoa; Chordata; Chondrichthyes; Rajiformes; Rajidae. Bases 441 to 4775 code for a protein of 1444 amino acids. The record is from RefSeq and is a predicted model, not a curated record. The transcript has 27 exons. Gene Ontology annotation, biological process: embryo development; receptor clustering; neurotransmitter receptor transport, endosome to postsynaptic membrane. Gene Ontology annotation, molecular function: protein kinase binding.